AGAGAAGAGAGAGAGAGAGAGAGAGAGAGAGAGAGAGAGAGAGACUUAUAGGGAGCCAGUGGAAUGUUAUCUCUCAAAUCAUCAGAGGCACGAGGACAAGCACGCGUGGUUGUAAGGAUGGCUGGAGCAAUAUUAUCCUAAUCCGCGGGAAACAGAAGGAGGACAGCCGAAGACGACACUUUCUUGUCGCAUCGAUCUUAUCCGAGGACGCGUGUCCAUUGUUAUCCGCGCAUGGGUCAGAGGGCAACACAUCUCAGAGCGUGCGUUACCGGUCCUGUUUAUUAUAAUAUCCAUUCUGUAAGACAGACUGCUCGCGGAAAUUUCAUCAUACAACACAAAUCAUACGAUACCGGCUGCGUUAUAAGUGGAAUAGUGGCGAGGAAGAUAUUAGGCUGAGAAAUGCUGUUGCUGUUGUUAAAAUAAAAAUUCACAAAGCACAAUGGACAGAUGAACAUGAAACACUAAAACAGAUCUGAUAAAGGGGAUUUUGGGGAAUAGACUGUCGUCCUAUUCGUCAUCAACAGAGGGCAAUUAACAAUAAGUGCACUUUUGAAGCUUUUAUCAAACGGAUCUGAAAAUGAUGCUGAGUCCUGAUCAGACGGAUCCGGACCUCACCUGGCCACAGCCGGACACGGAAUGUCUGAACAUCAUGAAGGUGGAAUGUGUGCCUCGUGAGCCCUUUGAGGCCGAAGAUGGCAAGACUCGCGCACUCGUGCCAGCCGGGCUCACAAGAGAGGAGAAGAGACGGAGGAGGCGCGCGACUGCGAAGUACCGCUCUGCGCAUGCCACGCGCGAGCGCAUCAGAGUGGAAGCGUUCAACGUUGCAUUCGCUGAGCUUAGGAAGCUGCUACCAACACUUCCACCCGACAAGAAGCUGUCCAAGAUAGAAAUACUUCGUCUUGCUAUCUGUUACAUUUCUUAUCUCAAUCACGUUUUGGACGUUUAGACUACCUUUCAGCACAUUAUACAGCAUUUUGAAACAAAAUCCUACAGGUGAAGAAUAGCUACAUAGGCCUACUUUUAUUGACGUGACAACACACACAUAUUAAGAGGAAUGGGUAACACUUUAUAAUUCAGUAAUGGGCAUAUGGUAGCUAUUGAAUUGACCUUAAGAUACCCAAAAUAACAAAAAAGAUACGAGGAAGUAAGUAGGCUAUAUAUUCUGUUAGACAGUGUUCUUGAUGAAGGUUAUUAGAAAGAGUUUUACGUGUUGCAAUAAGUGAACCUUGUUGUUUUUGACACUAUAACAAGAGUUUAUGAUAGCCACAUAAAAGCAUAAGCUCAUUUGUUGUGGAGAGAUUUGACUUGGACUGGAUACGUCAUUGGCCUAAGCGAAACAAAUAGCCUACUAACAUUGACCUUUCGCAAUCUUGAUAUGAAUCAAGCGGAUUUUUUUUCUGUGCUGGAACAAAUCGUAACCUUGUUGUUAAUUUAUUUCUUAUUUUAUUUUGGUUUAUUUUAUUUAUGAAGUAAGUUAAGUUAUGUGAGUGUCCUGAAAAAAUAGCAUAUAAAGUGUUUACGUAGGCUACAUGUACAUAUUUAAUGUUUUAUUAUUAUUGAUGUCGCAGAGUUUCGUUUUAACUGUUGCUUUUCAUUUGCACUUUUCAAUUGGCAGUUUUCUUAGGAGGACCUUCGCUGUGUGUGCACUACGGUUAUUAUGGUGUUGUUGCUGUUGAUGUCCUGUCCUAUGAUAACAAGAAGCACUUCCAUCGGAUAGGAUCUAUUGCUGUACUGUAUUGUUUAUUUUGUUUACAGAGUGCUCAUAGAUAGCGCUUUAUAGGUACCAGAUGACUUGUGAUGAAUUAAAAGCACCAUUAGACUAAAUUAAAUACAUAAUAAUCAAUGUCAGCAGGUAAAAUGCAUAAAUAGUUGCUUGAUUUCCAUCCAAGUCUGUAAGCUACCCAUAGACGCUCUCUCUGCUGCGACCAAAAAAUGAUCUCAAAGUAGUUUAUUUUUUCUUUUAGAAACUAUCUAUAGAGAUUAUUUGUUUACGUGAUUCUUGUGAACCUUUUGGAAAUUUUAUAGCGAACAAAUUAUCUCACAUCUGCCACAAAUCCAAAGAUUACCCUGUUCGGGGGUUUGUCCGUCAUUUUGUAGUGGAAUAGCCAGUAGGACACUGGUUUGUAUCGCAGUUUUUUCAUAACUAUUUUAGAAUAAAUAGUACAAAAAUAAAUAUUAAUUCAACGCCGA
Pimephales promelas (fathead minnow) is the source of this 2190-nucleotide messenger RNA. RefSeq names its product nescient helix loop helix 2 (gene nhlh2). NCBI's taxonomy places the organism in Eukaryota, Metazoa, Chordata, Actinopteri, Cypriniformes, Leuciscidae. Gene Ontology annotation, molecular function: RNA polymerase II cis-regulatory region sequence-specific DNA binding; DNA-binding transcription factor activity, RNA polymerase II-specific; protein dimerization activity. Gene Ontology annotation, biological process: regulation of transcription by RNA polymerase II. The record is from RefSeq and is a predicted model, not a curated record.